Molecule: messenger RNA, 3824 nt
Organism: Mus musculus (house mouse)
Lineage: Eukaryota; Metazoa; Chordata; Mammalia; Rodentia; Muridae
Gene: Sod2
Product: superoxide dismutase 2, mitochondrial
Exons: 5
Coding region: 208-876 (222 amino acids)
Biological process (GO): response to hypoxia; response to cadmium ion; positive regulation of vascular associated smooth muscle cell differentiation
Cellular component (GO): mitochondrial nucleoid; mitochondrial matrix; mitochondrion
Molecular function (GO): superoxide dismutase activity; enzyme binding; oxygen binding
Source: RefSeq, marked validated
AGGGGAGACGUUGCCUUCCCAGGAUGCCGCUCCGUUAUGCGCCGGGCCGUCCGUGUCGCCGUCCUCCCCUCCGCUGAUGGGCGCUGCGGGCAGGGUCACCGCUUCGCUGUGUCCUUGCGGACGCCGGGCGGACGCUGCCUAGCAGACGCGCGCCUGCGAGCGAACGGCCGUGUUCUGAGGAGAGCAGCGGUCGUGUAAACCUCAAUAAUGUUGUGUCGGGCGGCGUGCAGCACGGGCAGGAGGCUGGGCCCUGUGGCCGGUGCCGCGGGCUCCCGGCACAAGCACAGCCUCCCAGACCUGCCUUACGACUAUGGCGCGCUGGAGCCACACAUUAACGCGCAGAUCAUGCAGCUGCACCACAGCAAGCACCACGCGGCCUACGUGAACAAUCUCAACGCCACCGAGGAGAAGUACCACGAGGCUCUGGCCAAGGGAGAUGUUACAACUCAGGUCGCUCUUCAGCCUGCACUGAAGUUCAAUGGUGGGGGACAUAUUAAUCACACCAUUUUCUGGACAAACCUGAGCCCUAAGGGUGGUGGAGAACCCAAAGGAGAGUUGCUGGAGGCUAUCAAGCGUGACUUUGGGUCUUUUGAGAAGUUUAAGGAGAAGCUGACAGCCGUGUCUGUGGGAGUCCAAGGUUCAGGCUGGGGCUGGCUUGGCUUCAAUAAGGAGCAAGGUCGCUUACAGAUUGCUGCCUGCUCUAAUCAGGACCCAUUGCAAGGAACAACAGGCCUUAUUCCGCUGCUGGGGAUUGACGUGUGGGAGCACGCUUACUACCUUCAGUAUAAAAACGUCAGACCUGACUAUCUGAAAGCUAUUUGGAAUGUAAUCAACUGGGAGAAUGUUACUGAAAGAUACACAGCUUGCAAGAAGUGAAACCUCACUCACGGCCACAUUGAGUGCCAGGCUCCGGGCUGGUUUAUAGUAGUGUAGAGCAUUGCAGCACUAUGACUGGGGUGCUGUAGUCUUUAUUGAUGUCUUUCCACAUACCUGAUAAUUCUAUGAUAAUUUCUUAUUUUAAUUAAAUCUAUUCUUAGGCAACUAUUUGAGAACAGCGCAUACUCUGUGUGAAUUGCUCUUGAUUGAACAUUUUCGUUAGAGCCUUGAAUUGCUUGGAUGCUAUAGCUGUCAUUAUAAGACCAUCAGAAAUAUCCCAUCUCUGUUUUGGGGGGCCUGUAGGAGAGUCUGUAAUCCUGUUCUACUGCAGUUAGAAAAAAAGUUGAGUUGUUCCCCCCUGCCCCCUGAGUUGUUGAAUAGUGAAAUAGAGAACCAAAUAGUUCUCUUUUCUAUUAAAAAUUGCUAUUUUUUGUAAGUAAUCCUCUAUUUAGUGGACAUCACCUAGUAGUCUUUGUUUAUGGUCACAGUUUCACAGUACACCAUUUUUUUCACUCAAACUCUGUAACUCAAGGCUGUGAAUGGAGUUCAGUGGUAGAGCCUUGCCUGUCUUAUGCAAGGCCCUGGGCUCUACCUCAGUAAUGAAAAAAGGUCAACAGACAUAGCUUUGCUCCUGCUUGAGGAGUGCUUAUUAUGAGAGGAAGGUAAUGGUGCCUCUGGGUUUUCUAUAGGCAGACAUGCAAAAACAGCUAAUCUUGUCUUUACAAACCAACAGUGUGCUGUAUGAAUGUGUUCAAGAUGGACAAAGUAGGUAGGGCCUGUCCGAUGAUGUCAGCCAUGGGCACUAGGCCACAGGGCAUUCUGGGAAGCCAUUCAGCCCCAUGAAUUGUAUAUCUCUGGAGAACUGGACCCUGGGUGUGGUGGCACCUUUCUCAGUAGCGGCAAAUGGGUUUCUGAGUGAGGUCAGUAGGGUGUCUUCAGAACAUUAGUUUUUAGAGACACAGAUUUUUCAUUUUUCUUUAGUUUCAAGAACUUACAGUCACAAGAGGGCCUUUGUAUUGUUAUUCAAUAGAAGGCUGCCCUUUCCCUGACAAGGUGACACAGUGCUUCUGACUGUGUUCCUGUGCACUGUGGAGAUAUCUGUCACAGGGGUCCUUAGUGAAUUUGCCUUUUCACAUUCGUCUCACCAUCUUCCUGUCAUCCUUAAUGUCCAUGUGAUGUUUUAUCGGUUGCUCAAUAGUCAAUAGUUUGUUGGUGUUUAAUUGUUGUUUAUUACCAAAAAGGCCGUGGGCGCCUCUCAUGCAUGCAAAUCCUUGUUAGUGGAGUAUUUUUUAAAGGUUUGUUUUCUUUUUAAUUAUGCAUGUCUGUGUAUGUUCUGUUCAUUGUGCCCAUGGAAGACAGAAGAGCUUGUUGGGUCUGGGUCCCUUAGAGCUGGAGAAGUUACAGGUGGCCUUGAGCGGGGACUUGGAUCAUCUGUGAGAGCAAUAAGCACUUGCCCGCUGAGCCAUCUUUCCAGCCCCCGGAAUUUUUUUUUUUUUUUUAAUAUUGAUUGUUUUCUUAAACGUAUUUUGUAAUUUGUCCCAAGUUUUUUUUUUUUUUUUUUUUUUUGGCUUUUUGAGACAGGGUUUCAUUGUGUAUCCCUGGCAGUCCUGGAACUCACUUUGUAGACCAGGCUGGCCUCGAACUCAGAAAUCCGCCUGCCUCUGCCUCCCGAGUGCUGGGAUUAAAGGCGUGUGCCACCACACCCUGCUCUUUUUCUUUUUUUAAAAAAGAUUUAUUUUAUUCAUAUGAGUGCAAUGUAGCUGUCUUCAGCCACACCAGAAGAAGGCAUUGGAUCCCAUUACAGAUGGUUGUGUGCCACUCUGUGUUUGCUGGGAAUUGAACUCAGGACCUUUGGAAGAGCAGUCAGUGCUUUUAACCGUUGAGUCAUCUCUCCAGCCUGGACCCUCUUUUUUUUUUUUCCCCUAAUUGAAAAUACUUCUUUUUAUACAAUAUAUUCUGAUCAUGUUUUCCCUUCUCCAACUCCUCUCAGAUCCUCCCUACCUCCCCACCCACCCAAAUCCACACCUUUUCUUUCUCCCUCCCAUUAGAAAACAGUUAACAACACACACACACACAUGAAUAGGACAAAACAGACCUUUUUAUUAUUUUAAACAGAGAAUCUCAGUGCUCACUCGUGUCAUCUUUUCCUUUCUUAGAGUAGAUUUUGAUAAAAAGAUAGUCAUACAAGCACAGGCAGCUUUUAUAUGCCCAAACCUAUCGUGUCCAUUUGGAAUUUUAAUACUUGGAUUUCUGACUGGCAGCAUUUAGGGUUCCCUUGCUUUUAAUCUAGUGGCAAGUUGUUUCAUAACAGUACAGCAUACUGUUAAUUCCUGAGUGUGUAUACGUUUCUUUGGCUCAUUGGGUCCUUGUUAUAUUUAAUGUUGUAGACAGCAUUACUGAACUGUUUUGAUGGUGUACUAUUUUUAACCAUUUAGUGAAAUAGGCUUACUAUUAAACAUUAAUUUAUAAGGACAUUACAAUUCAGACAAGGAAUUAUAAUUCCUAAGUAUGUGAAUUUGUAAUAAGAUCUCUUUAGAUCAGCGAAGCCCCUGUUUAUCUGAGAGGCGCCGCCUGCCAUGAGUACCAUGGACAGUGAUUUUACUGAGUCUAAUGUUUAGGCCUUCCAGUGUUUAAAACUGUUUUAUUGCAAGUUUGGCAGAGAUGACCUCGGUGAGUUCAUGGUGCAGUUAACGUGAUUUUUAUGCCAUAUUUGCUGAUUUUUACAGAUUAAAUUUAAAAAAUUACAUUUACAAAAUUGUUGUUUUGAGGAAUAUUGUUGUUGAUUUUGUUUGUUUUGUUUUGAGUGACUGUUAGUAUUCUUGAAUACUGUUAGACCUGACAGGAUUAGCUGUAGUAAAUUAUCAGUUUUAAAGGUGAGUGUUGUUUUAUUGUAAAAUGCAUGUUUUAGAUAUUUGGAAAAUACUAAUAAAAGCAAAGGUAACAAAGUA